Myzus persicae (green peach aphid) is the source of this 1837-nucleotide messenger RNA. RefSeq names its product trehalase-like. The coding region runs from base 1 to 1740 and encodes 579 amino acids. The transcript is spliced from 10 exons. Gene Ontology annotation, biological process: trehalose catabolic process. NCBI's taxonomy places the organism in Eukaryota, Metazoa, Arthropoda, Insecta, Hemiptera, Aphididae. The record is from RefSeq and is a predicted model, not a curated record. Gene Ontology annotation, molecular function: alpha,alpha-trehalase activity.
AUGUAUCGAUAUACUUUUUACAUAUAUUUAUUAAUUCCGUUUUUAAAUGGAUGUCUUUCAUCUCAAAAUCUACUGCACGGUCCUUAUCAUCCACCGCCUAUUUAUGAAGUUUGCCCAAGUUCAAUAUAUUGCAAAGGCGAUCUUUUAAAAGCUGUCCAAAUUUCGAAAGUGUUUGGAUCACCUAAAACAUUUGUGGAUAUGCAAAUGAAACGAAAAGAAGUAGACAUACUCAAUGAUUUUAGAACAUUGAAUAACCAAUUUAAUGGAACUAUUCCAGUAAGAGAUCUAAGGAACUUUGUUAUUGCUAAUUUCAGAGUUUAUAAUAUUAUUAACUGGUCACCACCAGAUUUCAAAAAUCAUCCCCGAAUCAUUGAUUAUGUAAAAGAUAGCAACUAUAAAGAAUUUUUGUCGGGAAUAAACCAGAUUUGGAAGAAAUUAGGAAAAAAAAUACCAGAUCGUGUAAGAACUAAAAGUGGUCGUUUUUCACUGAUAUAUGUACCUAACGGAUACUUUGUGAACGAGGAAUAUCAAAGUGAAUUUAAUUAUUGGGACACAUAUUGGAUAAUAAAAGGUGCAUUAAUAUGUGGAAUGAAAACUACAGUAAAAGGGAUUUUAAAUAAUUUUCUUCACAUGAUUAAGAACUAUGGAUAUGUGUUAUUAGGAAACAGAAUAUAUUAUGAAGGAAGAUCACAACCACCGCUUCUUAUUACAAUGAUGUCUAUGUAUUAUACAUUUACUAAAGACGAAAAAUUCAUAACUGAUAAUGUUGAUCUCCUAGAUGCGGAAAUGAUGUUCUGGUUAUCCUUCAGGACCGUUAAAGUGAAAAGUAUGGGUAAUAUAUAUAUCAUGGCUCAUUAUAUGAGCGACACAUAUGAUCCUCGUCCUGAGAUGUAUAAUGCUGAUGUAAGCAUAUCCAAAAAAUUGCCUACUCUUCGAGAUCAAGACGAAUAUUUAUGUAGAGUAAAAGCUGCCUCGGAAUCUGGCUGGGGAUUUUCAAGCAAACAUUUCCACAAUCGAAAUACUUAUAAGGAUUCUAGAAAGACAUUACUGAAAAUAAAUCCUCUGAAUUUUGCAUAUGUUGAAUUGAACUCUAUAAUGCAAUUAAAUGCAAAUAUCCUGUCAAAUAUGUUUCUCAUGGCUAAUGAUCAUACGAACUCUAAGUUUUAUAAGGACCUUGCUCGUCGUUUUCAAAUUGGAAUAAACGCAUUAUUAUGGAACGAAGAUGAAAAAAUGUGGUUAGAUUUUGACACAACGACAGCAGAAAGUCGCAAUUAUUUUUAUGCGUCCAACUUAGCACCUUUGUGGACUGGAAGUUAUGACGAUAAACUAAGUGAAUUUUACGGCGAUUCAGCAGUGGAGUAUCUAAUAAGAAACAAUAUUAUAAAUGAAGAUUUGACACCACGUUACAUAUGUGUACCAACAUCAUUGUACAACACUUAUUUAGACUGGGACUAUCACAACUGUUGGCCACAAUUACAAUCAAUGAUAAUUUUUGGAUUACAAUCAACUAGAAGUGAAAAAGCACAAAAAGUAGCACUGAAUUUAGCCAGUUCAUGGGUGAAUACAAAUUUUGUGGGAUAUAAUAGGACAAAGAAUUUGUUCAAAAAGUAUAAUGCAAUUAAAUUGGGCAGUGACGGCAACGAUGGGCGUUCUUUCUUCUAUCCAAAAGGAUACGGAGUAACGAUCGGGGUACUAUUUGAGAUUUUUCAUGAAUGGGGAGAUAAACUGAAGAGUAUGUAAACAGUAAUACUUAGGUAAAUAAACUAAAUACACUUACUAUUAUUAUGUAUUAACAAGUUAAGCGUUUUUUUGUUUUACGAUUUUUUUUUUUUUGUUU